AUGCCUCCCACACCCAAGGCAAACUACAAAACCUACGAGGCUCAGGCCCGUCUCCUUCGUGCCAUUGUCGCCGCUCACCCCGAGGUGAAGUGGAACUACAAGGACAUUACGGAAUGCUUCGGAUCUGAUCUGACCAAGGACGCGCUGAACCAUCGCUUCCGCCGUCUUCGCGCUGAGGCUGUCAUCAUCGCCGAGGCCCGUCAGCAGGGUCUUGACAUGAAGAAUCUCGAUUCGAGUGACAGCCUGCCCACGGCCCAGAAAGACGUCGACAAAUCCAGUAUGCGCACCAUCCCACCAUCACAACCCAAUUACAUUGCAAAGUACUUUGGUGGCUCCACCGGUGACGGCAUUCAGUUCCAGUUCCGGGGUAUCAAGAAGGACGCCGACAAGAUCCGCAGCGUCGCCGAUGAAGGCGGCGAUCCCAACAGCGUCCCCCUCGUCGGUCUCGGUGCCGCCGGUGCCUCUGCCCAGUCCACGCCCUCCAGGGGCCCCCGCGGUGGCGCCGCCCGCGCGACACCAUCCACCGCCGGCGGCCGGAAGCGCAAGAUCAAGGAGGAGACCCCCAUCAAGGCCGAGCUCAUGUCCGACGACGAAUUUUCCUCAAGCGUCAACUACGAAGAGAUUGACCGCGAAGAUACCCCGAGCAAGCGUAUGAGGGGCCCCGCCACGACACCCAGGACCGCCGCCUCGGCCCGCAAGAACGGCACGCCCUCCCGCCGGGCGGCCAGCCAGGCUGCCGAUACGAUCGCCGCCUCCGCACCAGCGGGUAGCAGUACCUCGGACGAGGAGCCGCGGACGUACGUGGCGCCCAAGAGCAUCUUUGGGGAUGGAAACGGUACUACCAGCGGCACAGCUGGCCUGAACGGUUCCCGUCUGUCUGAUAUGAUCGGCGCCACCGACCCCUAUGUUGGUGCGCCUUCUGCCCACCACAAUGACAUGUCUGUCGUUGGUGGUGACGACGGUGAGAUUUAG
Messenger RNA from Emericellopsis atlantica, 972 nucleotides. RefSeq lists its product as uncharacterized. The record is from RefSeq and is a predicted model, not a curated record. The coding region runs from base 1 to 972 and encodes 323 amino acids. NCBI's taxonomy places the organism in Eukaryota, Fungi, Ascomycota, Sordariomycetes, Hypocreales, Bionectriaceae. The transcript has 3 exons.